AACGUGCAUUGCGGAUACUAGCAAACAUGUCGGGUGUAGUGAAUGGAGGAGACUGUUGUUGAUUGAAACGUUUAUUUUCAUGAACAGCGACAUUAAUAUGAAAACAUUACUGCCCUGGAAACUCCUUUAAAUCGGAUAACUGAUAACUUUAAGGGAGUAUACCGAGGUAAGGAGCUGCUGCAAGUUGGGAAUGUGAGCAUUCAAUUGAUUAACCCCGCCAUUCAAAUGAGAAACUGCACUAUAAGGUGCAUUGAUAACUUCAGUUCUUGGUUUUUAAGAGGAUUUAUGAGGAACUGUAAUUCUUUUUAGCAAAAUGGAUAACUUUUUUACUCUUAUGUAUGAUCAAAGUUUGGUCAUUACUAUUGCAAAAUGGCACAUUGUUCACAACUCACAACAAACCAAGCCUGAGUUCAUAAUGAUAAUAUUGAUUAAAAAUAAUUCACCCUUUAAUGCCUUUUGUAUCAUAUUUGAAACAUACUUUUAUAUACUUAAAUCAAAUCAAUUGAUCAACAAAUUACUAAAGAAACACCUGAAUACAGUCCGGAAAAUGACUAAAAUGUCCUCUUGUAGUUUAUCAGUUUCCAAAAAUAUCUAAUAUAUCAAAGGAGAUAGAUGUGUUAAAUGUUAAGGACAUUUUAAUUUUUUUGGUUUUCAGUAGUAAGUGAAAUAAAUAUUUCAGCUCUAAAAAAAUUGAAUUUUCGGGCCAUAAUUUGUGGUGUCAGGCAUUAAAGGGAUAAAUAGAUACACAGGAAUAAUCAGGAAUCAUGAUUUGAAGAUGUUUCAUUCCUUGACUUGAAGGACAGUGGUCUGAUCUUUUGUGCAUGAAUUGUUGAGCCAUAACUAUGAUAGUGUUUUACAUAACAUGUUUCUUUAAUCUUCUUUCAAACACCUAAUUUGACUUUAAAGCUAGUCACAACUUUUAUAUUUACAAUGGAAUAAACUUGAUAUUUGGAUGUUUUAAUACCAGAAUUAAAAAUAUUGUGUAGUAAAUAAUGUCAAUCUGGGUGUUGUUCACCUUUUUGAUGCAGCUGCAUGUCAGAUAUUUUUUUUCCUUUAGAGGUUUAAAAAAUAUGAUGGAAAACUGUGAAAAGUUAUUAUCAGGCUUAUGUAAUUUGUGAUGUGUUAUUCUCAUAGAUUUUGUCAUGGCGUUCCCCCAACCCAAACCUCAGGCCCCUCAGCUUCCCCGACACCUGCUCAGGACCAUCGACUGUCAACAAGGAGCUGUCAGGGCUGUUCGCUUCAAUGGUAAAAUAGACUAAGGACUGAAAUAUUCAUCAAACUGUUUUUAAGACUUUUGAGAUGGCUGCAGCUUGUUUGUCAUGCCAAACAUUUGAUUUGAGUUAAUAUUUAAGGUGUGAAACACAUUUGCACAUGAUCUCAAUCAGUUGACAGCACAAGCCAAAUGCAAAACUUUUAUAUAGAAUAUGAUGAACAACCCCCUGAGCAUGAACUCUCCCAGUGAGAUCAGGUCUUUUCUUUUUCAUUUUUUUCAGUUAAAAUGGUUGAAAUAAUUUAUUGGGGCAAAUAUACCAGAUUUAUAUACUAGAUCAGUGUUACUCCCAAAGAUCCAUUCAUGAGAUGUCGUAUUUCUUACGUUUUCUAAUGCCUCAUGUCUGCUUGUUCAGCUGAUGGGAACUACUUCCUGUCCUGUGGCAGCGACAAAACUCUAAAGCUGUGGAGUGUGAGCAGAGGGACCCUCCUCAAGGCGUACAGCGGCCAUGGAUACGAGGUCCUGGAUGCUGACGGGUGAGAGAAACAUCAAAACUUUUAAUCACGUUUAAGGAAGGAAAAUCCACAUGUCACGUGUAUAUAAAUGAAAUAAAGUUACUCAAACUGUACUGGAGACAUCCUCAUUCUCAGUAUGAUGUAAAGACAUGUGUUUUUCCUGCUGGUUGUUUUAACAGAUCCUACGACAACAGCCAGCUUUGCUCCUGCAGCUCUGAUAAGACGGUGAUCCUGUGGGAUGUCGCCACAGGCCAGGUCACACGGAAACUCAGAGGACAUGCUGGAGUCAGUUCUGCUCCUUAAAGCUGUGAUUUUGUAGUUUAAAUCUUUAGAUAUAUUCCCUUAAUUCCUGUUUCUUUGGAUUUCAUUUGUUGUCUGUCUUCCUCUGAUUUUUUGCUCCCAGAAAGUUAAUUGUGUCCAGUUCAAUGAGGAAGCAACUGUCAUGUUGUCUGGUGAGUUUUUUCAUUUUAGUGCAUCUAUGUCAAAUACUGUCCAACCCUUUAAAACCUGCCGUCAUCCUUAUAUCUCCAAACUCAGAUGCUUGUUUAUUAUGUGUUUGUAUAUGUGUGUUGUCUUCUUCUAGGAUCCAUAGACGGGACAGUCCGGUGCUGGGACACCAGAUCCAGAAGAUUUGAGCCCAUCCAGAUUUUGGAUGAGGCUCGGGAUGGCAUCAGCAGCUUGAAAGUUGUGCAACAUGAGCUACUAACAGGGUGAGCAGAGUCAACUAUGAUGAAUUUUUUAAAUACUAUGAAAGCAUCUGCAUGUUAGAAUUCAUCUUAACAUUUUAAUAGUCAGAGAUAAAGUGACACCUUCUGAACAUAUCUCAAAACUAUUUCAGGUCAGUGGAUGGCAGAGUGCGGCGAUAUGACCUGAGAAUGGGACAGCUGCAUGUUGACUUCAUAAACAGUAAGUCAGCUUUUUUCAGGACCAAGAAAUGAUUAUUAAUAAAGUUUAUAGGGACUUUAACAAAGUAGUAACUGAUGCAGUAGUAGUUAUGUUUUUGAUGUGUUUUCUUUUGUAUAUUUAGAACUAUUGAAAUUAUAAAAAUGCUGAACUGUAGUGCGUAUCUUUGGGUGUGUCUCAGGUCCCAUCACAUGUGUGUGCUUCAGUCAGGACGGUCAGUGCACUCUGAGCUCCAGUCUGGACUCAGCAGUCAGAUUACUGGACAAGAGCACCGGGGAAAUGCUGGGAGAGUGAGUACUCCUCAGAUUUACAGUUAAUAAGGAUCUUAGGAAAAGUAUUUUAUGUGGUACUCGUUAGACAGAAGUUCACCUUAAAGUGAUUUUUAAAAUAAAAAAACUCCCAGGCUCUGCAGUUUGCUGGGAGUUUGAUUGCACAGCUGCAUACCACUGUACUGACUGUGUUUUAAAGUGCUUCGUAAAAAAGUUUUGUGUAUUUGUGCGCUUCUUUCCCUUAGAUAUACAGGACACAAGAUGAAGGGCUAUAAGCUGGACUGCUGCCUGUCCAGUAAAGACACUCAUGUCCUGAGCUGUUCAGAGGACGGACACGUCUACUGCUGGGACCUGGUGGAGGUAAGUGUCUAUUAAAAUUUGUUUCUGUCCUGCAUGAAAAUCAGAGUUGGUAGGUUUUUUCGGCUGAUGUUUAUGAGACAAACAUUUAAAAUUUGGCUCAACAAGUAAGAGAGAAGCAACUUCUGCUCAUUAAGUUGCUCUUUUUUAUUCCUCCAGGGUUCUCUGUCACUGAAACUGCCAGUAGGAAAAGCUGUCGUCCAGUCUAUGUCCUUUCACCCCACAGAGACCCGCCUCCUUACUGCCAUGGAGGGGCGUGUCCAGGUGUGGGGGGCGGAACCAGAGGAGCCAGAAGAAGAUGCAAUGGCCACAUAGCGAUGGUGGAAACAGUCACAUGCUUGGAACUCAACUUUUCCUUCUAGUCUUAUAAGCUGUGACUCUAAACUGAGCAGAAAAACAUUGAACUGAACCUGAUGGUGUCAUGUUUCUAUGACUGAAAGCUCAGCAAAGAUUUGACCUGUAAAGACAAAUGCUGGACAGAAGUGCAGAUAUGAUAAGGAAGAAGUUCUGCUGACCUUUUGUUAUAUAGAUGUACAUUUUCUAUCUCUAAAUCCCUUUUAAGGAUCAUUACAGAUACCAAAUGAAACAUAUUUUUGAUAUGGAGCCGUUAAUAAACACUUGUAUGAAUUACUCUCUCCACACACGCUUUGUUACUCUUAAAAUGGAGGUUAGAGGAUUCAAAUAAAGGCACACCCACCACUGUUAAGAUCUGUACAAAUUGAACUUUAUUAGGAACUUCAUACACCAAAUUCAUUAGGAUAUGUAAAGUACAAAAUAAGUUAAUCAGCUGGACAAUAUAAUGGCAACAAAUAAAUAAAUAAUUUAUUUUACAUAAAUA
Molecule: messenger RNA, 4092 nt
Organism: Xyrichtys novacula (pearly razorfish)
Lineage: Eukaryota; Metazoa; Chordata; Actinopteri; Labriformes; Labridae
Source: the annotation of a GenBank genome assembly